Bactrocera oleae (olive fruit fly) is the source of this 4616-nucleotide messenger RNA. The record is from RefSeq and is a predicted model, not a curated record. Lineage: Eukaryota; Metazoa; Arthropoda; Insecta; Diptera; Tephritidae.
AUUUAUAUAGGAGCAUGUGAUUGCGUAUUUGUAUGCAAUUUUUGCAUAUGUAUAUAUGUGUGUAACAUGGCUUGAUUGCUUGUUUGAUCGACUGGUUGGUGGGCUUGGUUAACGAGCCAGCUUGCCUAUCCAGUCAGUCGGUUAGUGAGUUAGUGUGGUAGGUUGAUUUAUAAAUGGCAAUAUGCAGCAUAAGUAGACACGCACACAUAUAUUCAUACAUACAUAUAGUCAUACAUACAAUACAAAGAUACAUAGGUACGAUCAUACAAUGUGUGCCCCAAAAAUAACCGAAGUUUAUAUUAAAUUCAUACAAAAUUUACGUUACCUACUGAAAAUUUGCAGUAUUAAAAGAUACACUUAUCAUGUCUAAAGUCAUCUAAAUUCAUGGAAAUCGGUGGCAGCUGUUGAAGUUACAGCUAUUUCAAUGAGAGAAAAAUUGUGAAACUUGCAAAAAAAAAUUCGCUGAGGCAUAUUUACGAAUCAAUAAAAAAAGACUAUGGUGAUAAUUGUGUGAGUCGUACUCAAGUUUAAACGUGGUUUACAUGCUUUAAAAAUGUUCGUGAGGAUUUAAAUAGCGGUCAAAGGCCAGGUCGUACAAAAGCUAUUAAUCGUGUUGAAUUGGUGGAAAAGUGCAAAUUUUACUACGAGAAUGUGGGCUGAGGGAUAAAAUACGAACAUAAACACUAUUUGGAGAAUUUUAACUGAAUGUUUGGGUAAAAGGGUCUGUGCGCUUUUUGUUCCACAUAAAUAAUAUGGAUUACCAAAAGAGUGAAUGAGUUUGUAAUGAAAAAACGGAUUUCUUUCUAUACACUCUCUCCGUAAUCGUCUGAUCUAUCACCAUGUGACUAUUUCAUUUUUUUAAAACUGGAAAGCAACAUGAAAGGAGCAUUUUAUGAUGAUAUCUCAGCCAUUCUAGCAACAGUAAUCAAUGUGCUGAAACACAUUCCUAUAAAUGAUAUAAAAAAAAUGUACGCAUGCGCUGGUUGAUCUUUCCAAACAUUGUAUUGAGUUUAAUGGAACCUGUUUUGAAUAAAUAAUAACUUUCAAAGAUUGCAUUUUAUUAUUGUAUAUAAAUGUAAUUAUAAUAAUUUAAAAUAUAAAAAGUUCGGCUAUUUUUAGGACACACCUUGUACGUACAUAUAAAAAAACAUACAUACAUAUGUAUGUUAAGAUUCUUGUAAACUGCUUGUUGAAAGCUUAAAUGCUCAAAAAAAUACACAUCCUAUGCAUAUAUUCCUCAUAAAUUGCUGUGUAUUGUAUAUGUGUGGAGCUAACACGGUUUUUGCGAUUUCUUGCGAUGCUUCUUGAUGUCUAUCACAAUGUUACUUUCUGCAAACACUUGAGCACAUACAUACAUACAUACAUACGUACCAAUAUGAAUGGCGUGCACACUUCUCGAUAUCUUGAAUAAUUUUUUUAAAACCUGUGCAAAUACGGCUAACAUAAUAAAAACAACAACAAGAACAACCUAUAAAAAGGCUUAUACAUACAUACAUAAAUAUGUAUAUAACUAAAAAGCAAUAACAAGAACAACAAUCACUCCAUAAUAACUGAGAAACGCAUGGCCAACAGCAAAAACAAUAAGACAAAAACAAUUAAAAAGUAUAAAUAAGAUUUUAAGACACAACAAAACCAACAACUUAAGUAGUCGCGGAGCGUAAAUGCGCAAAGCAAUAGCAAGAACAACGACCAUAAAUAUUGAUACAAACCAAUCAAACACACAUAUGCAUGCACACACACAAAUUAUCAUACCAGCAAAACGUAAAACGAAAAGGAAUUAAGCAAAAAUCUAAAAAAAUAGCAAACAUUGCAAAAAAAAUAACAAAGGCAAAAAUAAAAAAUUAAAAAAGCCAACAAAAAUAUAAAAAAAAUAAAAAAAAUAAAAAAAUGUAUAAUGGACAAGCCACGCUUAUCGCGUACCGUAUAAAAACGUAAGACGGUACAAAAUUAUCUCUCAUUUGUAAAUUAACAAUCCAUCGAUCCAGUAGCGCUUUUUUCCUGUUGAUUUUUUUGCGGUUUUCAGCUCGUAAUUAAAUAUCACAAUUUUUCUCCAGAGUGUGUUUGCUAUUUUUGUUGCAUUUAAAACAAGUUUGAAUUAUUCCACAAUUAAACGUUGCUAAAUUGAGUUUACCAAGUUGCUUCUAUUGUUGUUGUUGUUGUGAACACAAUACACAAAGGAUCAAAAUAUAUAAAGAGCUUUAUAAAAAAAAUAUAUAUAAUAAAAUAUAAACAGCGUUAUAAAAAAUUAACAAAGCUUAAUAAAGAUCAAUCGGUACAAAAAUCGCUAAUAAAAGAGUAACAACGAAAAUUUCGUGUUCCGGCUAAAAUCCUGUCAAAGCAAUUCAACAAAGCAAAUUGAAACCUGAAAUAAGCAAAUAGUCAUCAACUUCAAAUAAUUUACACAAACAAAAAUCGAGAGAACAAACUACGCCAAUCGCAAACCGUUCAAGGCUAAUCGCUAAUUACCUUACCGGCUAAUCGCAUCGCUAAUCAAACGUCUCUUUUACGCUUACCAAUACAGUGUAAACGCUUUCAUUACGCUCCAGCUAUUUGUCUGUUUAUUCCCCGUUUAGCGUACUAUCUGCGUCCUUGCUCUCUUGCUUUAUUUUGCUCACGCUAAUAUUGUGCGAAAUUAUCCUGUGUUAAGGAUAAUUUUACGUUAUUUCCGUCAAAUCAACAAAUUUAUUAAUCUACGCCAUCUGCUACAGUUUAUUAUUUAGUUGGAAAUUUUGAGCUCGGAAAUAGAAAUCAAAGCGCAAUCAAACUCUUGAAACACACACACCUUUAAACGAUCAAGACAGCGGUCCGGCUUGUGAAGCCCCCGUCAAAGGAGCGCAGUUUUUGCUGUCGCAGCAGUUUUCUUAUUUACCAAACUGGAGAAUACGAGGUAUACGCCUGUCUAUACAACAGAAAGAAUUAAAAUGACGCAACAGCCGGAGUGGGGAAUACGAAUUUCGAGGUUUUUCCUCGUACCUCAGCGCGUGAUCCUUUCGAUCAUGGGCUUUUUUGCCAUACUCAAUGCAUAUACGAUGCGUAUAUGCCUCUCGGUGGCUAUUACUGAGCUGGUAGUUAAGAAAAAUCGUACAGAUGAAGAUAGUGGAUCGGCGGUGUGCGUAGCCGACGGUUUGGACUCAGAAUCAAGUUCUGGUGGCGAAUAUGAAUGGUCAGAAGAGUUACAAGGUUAUAUACUUUCAUCCUUCUAUAUUGGUUACAUUUUGACGCACAUUCCUGGCGGUCUAUUGGCUGAGAAAUUCGGUGGUAAAUGGACGCUCAGUUUGGGUAUACUCUCCACUGCAUUCUUCACCGUCAUUACACCGCUCGCCAUUAUUAAAGGUGGUGCGACUUGGCUAAUUAUUGUACGUAUUCUGAUGGGUAUUGGUGAGGGUACCACCUUCCCUGCUUUGAGUGUAUUAUUAGCGCAAUGGGUACCGAUUAAGGAGCGUGGCAAGUUGGGUGCGUUGGUAUUGGGAGGCGGACAAGUCGGAACAAUUUUGGGUAAUCUAUUAUCUGGUUUGCUGUUGGACGCUUACGAUUGGCCUGUGGUCUUUUAUUUCUUCGGUGGUAUUGGACUUGUGUGGUUCGUUAUUUUCACUUUCCUCUGCUACAGUGACCCAACCACACAUCCAUUCAUUAAACCUAGCGAAAAAGAGUAUCUAACUAAACAUAUGGGUAGCAUUGGACGCAACAAGAAUUUGCCACCCACACCAUGGCGUGCCAUAUUAACCAGUUUGCCAAUGUGGGCUUUGAUUUCAGCACAAAUUGGUCACGAUUGGGGUUUCUAUAUUAUGGUUACUGAUUUGCCCAAAUACAUGGCGGAUGUUAUGCAAUUCUCUAUUAAAGCUAACGGUCUCUACUCUUCACUACCAUACGCCAUGAUGUGGAUCCUCUCGUUGGGUUCAGGUUUCGUGGGCGAUUGGUUGAUUUCACGUAAAAUCAUGAACAUCACAAAUGUGCGCAAGAUGAUGACUGGUUUAGCUGCCUUUGGCCCAGCGAUCUUCAUGGUUGCCGCUUCAUAUGCUGGUUGUGAUCGUAUUGCUGUCGUUACACUCUUCACCAUUUGCAUGGGUCUUAUGGGUGCAUUUUAUGCGGGCAUGAAGCUUACACCGCUCGAUAUGAGUCCCAACUAUGCGGGCACAUUGAUGGCGAUCACCAACGGUAUUGGUGCGAUUACGGGCGUCGUUUCACCAUCACUGGUUGGCUUGAUGACACCAAAUGCCUCGUUGCUCGAAUGGCGCCUCGUUUUCUGGGUCGCAUUCGGUGUGCUUGUCGUCACCGCCAUCGUCUAUGUGAUCUGGGCGUCAGGUGAGGUGCAAGAUUUCAACGAUCCACCACGUAGAAUCGAUUUCAAAGCAGAAGAGAAGGAGAAAGCAGCUGUUGCAACACAACUUGAAAGUAGGGAAAACUUUCCAGAUACGGGGAAUAUAAAAACCACACAUACCUAGGCUAUGUAUGUAUGUAUGUAAUAGUAGCUAAAUCGUACUAUACUUGUAUAACGAAUAGGUAUGAGUGCACGAAAACUGCCGGCAGAUCUGUUGAAGAAAGAAAAGAAUUUACAAAUCAAAUUCUAAUUAUAAAAAGUAUUUAUUGUAAUUAUAAUUUAAGCAAAAAAAAAAAAA